Salvelinus namaycush (lake trout) is the source of this 999-nucleotide messenger RNA. RefSeq names its product voltage-dependent calcium channel gamma-2 subunit-like. Bases 1 to 999 code for a protein of 332 amino acids. NCBI's taxonomy places the organism in Eukaryota, Metazoa, Chordata, Actinopteri, Salmoniformes, Salmonidae. The transcript has 4 exons. Gene Ontology annotation, molecular function: channel regulator activity; voltage-gated calcium channel activity. Gene Ontology annotation, cellular component: AMPA glutamate receptor complex; postsynaptic density membrane. The record is from RefSeq and is a predicted model, not a curated record. Gene Ontology annotation, biological process: transmission of nerve impulse; postsynaptic neurotransmitter receptor diffusion trapping; regulation of AMPA receptor activity.
AUGGGUCUGUUUGACCGCGGAGUUCAGAUGCUAUUGACCACGGUCGGCGCAUUUGCCGCCUUCAGUCUCAUGACCAUCGCGGUUGGCACGGACUACUGGCUGUACUCGCGCGGCACGUGCAAGUCAAAGUCGGUCAGCGAUAACGAGACCAGCAAGAAGAACGAAGAGGUGAUGACCCAUUCGGGAUUGUGGAGGACGUGUUGCUUAGAAGGGAACUUUAAAGGGAUGUGUAAACAGAUAGAUCACUUUCCUGAGGACACGGACUAUGAAGCGGACCCCUCUGAGUACUUCUUACGUGCGGUGCGAGCUUCCAGCAUCUUCCCCAUCCUCAGUGUCAUCCUGCUCUUCAUGGGAGGCCUGUGUAUAGCUGCCAGCGAGUUCUACAAGUCACGCCACAACAUCAUCCUCAGCGCAGGGAUCUUCUUUGUGUCUGCAGGCCUGAGUAACAUCAUCGGCAUCAUCGUCUACAUAUCAGCCAACGCGGGCGACCCGUCCAAGUCGGACUCGAAGAAGAACAGUUAUUCUUAUGGCUGGUCCUUCUACUUCGGCGCCCUCUCCUUCAUCAUGGCCGAGAUGGUGGGCGUGCUCGCAGUGCACAUGUUCAUCGACCGCCACCGGCAGCUCCGGGCAGGGGCCAGGGCUGCCGGCUACCUCCAGGCCUCGGCCAUCACACGCAUCCCAUCCUACCGUUACCGCUACCGGCGCCGCUCGCGCUCCUCCUCCCGGUCCACAGACCCCUCGCACUCCCGCGACACCUCGCCUGUGGGCCUCAAGGGCUUCAGCGCGCUGCCCUCUACAGAGAUCUCCAUGUACACGCUGCCCUCUACAGAGAUCUCCAUGUACACGCUGCCCCGGGACACCCUGAAGGCCGGGGGCACGCCGACCGCCACCUACAACUCGGAGAGGGACCAUACUUUCCUGCAGGUCCACAACUGUAUUCAGAAGGAUAAAGACUCGGCCAACACCAACACAGCCAACCGCCGCACCACGCCCGUAUGA